This is a messenger RNA of Lagenorhynchus albirostris (white-beaked dolphin), 2170 nucleotides long. It is a transcript of the gene SDR42E1, whose product is annotated as short chain dehydrogenase/reductase family 42E, member 1. NCBI's taxonomy places the organism in Eukaryota, Metazoa, Chordata, Mammalia, Artiodactyla, Delphinidae. The transcript is spliced from 5 exons. The record is from RefSeq and is a predicted model, not a curated record. Gene Ontology annotation, molecular function: 3-beta-hydroxy-Delta5-steroid dehydrogenase (NAD+) activity. Bases 305 to 1486 code for a protein of 393 amino acids. Gene Ontology annotation, biological process: steroid biosynthetic process.
CUUGGGAACCAAAAUGUCCAGGUCCGGGUCUGGCUCCUACCAGCAAUUCAGUUCCCUUGGACCCCAGUGAUUCCCUUCAGGCGGCUGCGUGGGACUCUGAGCCCAGAGCCUUCUCUUCACACGGCAGAAUGAUCACCGUGUUUGUCCGCAGCAUAAGGUGGAAGAAAAUAGGUUUAUCCAGGAGAUAGAGCAGCAUGAGCAUGGAGUGGAGAGGGAUUUGGAGUCCGAAGCCUUGGCUUUUAACCCCAGCUUUGCCAAUUACCAGAUCUCUGACCUUGGGUCCAGUUAUCCUUGACUGCCAUAUAUGGAUUCCCAAAACUCUCUGAAGGAAACAGUCCUCGUUACGGGAGGAGGUGGCUAUUUUGGCUUCCGCCUAGGCUGUGCUCUGAACCAGAAGGGAGUCCGUGUGAUUCUGUUUGACAUCAGCAGCCCUGCUCAAACCAUUCCAGAAGGAAUCAAGUUUAUCCACGGAGACAUCCGCCACCUCUCUGACAUAGAGAAAGCCUUCCAGGAUGUGGACGUCACUUGUGUGUUCCAUAUUGCCUCUUACGGUAUGUCAGGGCGCGAGCAACUGAAUCGAAACCUGAUUGAAGAAGUGAACGUGGGGGGCACAGACAACAUCCUCCAAGCUUGCAGGAGGCGAGGGGUGCCAAGGUUAGUUUAUACGAGCACCUUCAAUGUCAUCUUCGGAGGUCAAGUUAUCAGAAAUGGAGAUGAAUCUCUGCCUUACCUACCUCUUCACCUCCAUCCUGAUCACUACUCUCGGACCAAAUCUGUUGCAGAGAAGAAGGUGCUGGAGGCCAAUGGUACAGCCCUGGAAAGGAGUGAUGGGGUCUUGAGAACCUGUGCUCUGAGGCCGGCUGGCAUCUAUGGGCCUGGAGAACAGAGGCACCUCCCCAGGAUAGUAAGCUACAUUGAGAAGGGCCUGUUCAAGUUUGUGUACGGAGACCCCAAGAGUCUGGUUGAAUUUGUCCAUGUGGAUAACUUGGUGCAGGCUCACAUUCUGGCUUCAGUGGCCCUGAAAGCUGACAAGGGCCACAUUGCCUCUGGGCAGCCCUACUUCAUCUCAGAUGGCAGACCUGUGAACAACUUUGAGUUCUUCCGGCCUUUGGUUGAGGGCCUGGGCUACAAGUUCCCAUCCAUCCGCCUGCCCUUGACUCUCAUCUACUACUUUGCUUUCCUAACCGAGACGGCCCACUUCAUUCUGGGUCGACUGUACAACUUCCAGCCCUUCCUCACCCGCACCGAAGUUUACAAAACCGGCGUCACACAUUACUUUAGCCUAGAGAAAGCCAAGAAGGAGCUAGGUUAUGAGGCUCAGCCAUUUGACCUCCAGGAAGUAGUAGAAUGGUUUAAAGCCCAUGGUCAUGGCAGAAGUCCUGGAAGUCGUGACUCUGAGUGUCUUGUUUGGGAUGGGCUGUUGGUCGUACUCUUGGUUAUAGCGGUUCUCGCAUGGCUGCCGCCUUCUGUGAUUCUGUCAGUGUGAAGGAGGAGCUAGAAAUAAGGAGCUGAUCACACUUGCUGAGAUGGUUUUCAAGAAACACAGGUUUUGGACUUGGUGGCACAGUGGUAAAGAAUCCGCCUGCCAAUGCAGGGGACAUGGGUUCAAGCCCUGGUCCAGGAAUAUCCCACAUGCCGCGGAGCAACUAAGCCCGUGCGCCACAACUACUGAGCCUGCGCUCUAGAGCCCUCGAGCCACAACUGCUGAGCCCGCGUGCCACAACUACUGAAGCCCAUGCGCCUAGAGCCCGUGCUCCGCAUCAAGAGAAGCCACCACAGUGAGAAGCCUGCACACUGCAACAAAGAGCAGCCCCCGCUCGCCGCAACUAGAGAAAGCCUGCGCACAGCAACGAAGACCCAACGCAGCAAAAAUAAAUAAAUAAAUUGAUAGAAAAAAAAACCACACAGGUUUGAAAAAUAGAUAGACAGACAGAUAGAUAGACAGACAGAUAGACCUGGUGUCAGAUUUUGGAUCUCCAAAUCGCUGCUUAAGAAUAGAUUCUUGGAUUAAGUCUUCAUUUCCUACCUCCUUGCACAAAUCAUGAAGGGAGAAAUAGAAGGGAAAGAGGGAAGAGAUAUGGGGAUAUAUGUAUAUGUAUAACUGAUUCACUUUCUUAUAAAGCAGAAACUAACACACCAUUGUAAAGCAAUUAUACUCCAAUAAAGAUGU